GCCAAGAUCGUGGCGCGGUGGCCGCGCGCGGCCCCCUGCCAUCGACAACCACUCAAGAACGCACUUGGGCGCAUCAUCUUCAAGUGCUGCGAGGCCCCCGGCAUCCGCUGGACCUAUGUGGACGACAACAACGGCGGCGGACGCUGGGGCUGGCUCUGCGACGAAUGCGGCAAGGCGGUCAACGACCAGCAGCACUUCACGUCCACCAAGCACAUGAAGCAGCGCAGGCAGACCCAGCUCGCAAGGUAUAUGGAAGGAGAGACUCCCCACGGACUCCCUGAUUCCCAGCGGUUCAUGAUGGGAGGCGACCUUUGGAGCAUGACCGAGGGCAAAGCCACGCCGGACAUCCCGAGGGUGCAGUGCCCAGGCUUGUGCUGGGACUGGGACCUCGAUGGCGUGAAGUCCCCUAUCGAUCCCUGUGUCUACAAGCCUGACUGGGACUGGAUUUCGAUCGGUUUUCCUGGGUGCUAUGACGGGCCAGAAUACUCUCCCCCACUGGGGCUGGUAAUCAACGACGACAACGCGCGACUUCCCUGGACCAAGGCCGCCAGCCCCAAAGAGCAGACAAAGGAGCAGGAGCUCCGCGACGCAGGGCAAGCACUGGCCGGGGCGCCCGUCAUCGAAGAGUGGCACACGCAGCUCGCCAAGAACGUCGAGAGCAUCUACAGCGCCCCCUGGUACGUGGUCAAAAGCAGCGCUGCGUCGCGCCCCUGCCUCGGGCCCGUCCCUGGAGCAGUCCCGCCGCAGUCAGACUGGAUACGGCGGCUGCAGACAUACGGCAAGGAGCUCAAGAGUGUCUUCUUCACCGAGUUCUAUGCGGACGUAGAGGCUUCCCCUGCUUCGCCCCUGGAGAGCAUUGCAAAGAUCUCCUGGAUACAUAUCAACUACAGGAUCGACUCAGAGGCCAGCGACAGGGACACAGCGAAUACUACCUGCUCCUGGGACAAGAUGUGGGCCAUGGAAUGGACGGAGCGCGGCAUGACAUCGGGCACCCCUAAUCCCAUCAUGGUCUCUAAGACCUUACCGACGGUGGACUUCUUGGCUGUGAUGACCCCUGUCUGGCCCCCAGCCCCUGGCGCCAGAGUCUCGGGCACUGACCGCAGCUGCCCCUUUGGAAUGGCCUUGGUCCGCUACGACGCCAAGAAGCGCGGGCCCUUCCACGACAGCGACGCCACCGUCAGAAGACCACCCCCUGGCCAACCUUACUACAGGGUCGACCGCGCCACGAGGAUGGCCCAAUUCAAGAAGGUCAACGCCGCGAUCCGGGAAUUUUUCUCGGCCGGGUGCGAGAGGGCCGCCCUGUGGGGCACCGCCCUCCCGCCCAUAGUCUGGGCGCUCGUCUUCCGACGCGAGGGUCGCGACAGAAAGGCCAGCGCCUUGUCAGUGCCCGCGCAAGGUGUGGCAGCGGAUCGACUGCUUGCGCAGGCCUCGGCCACGCUGGAACGCGUGAUCGACGACCCCGACCAACCCGGCGCCAGCAGACGAGUGGUCGAACCGCCCCUGACACUCCAGCAGGCUGACGAGUCCCCGGCUCCGUCUUUCAGCGACUGCUGCCUGUCCCGCGGGAGGAUCACCUUCAGCGCGCCUGCGACCAGUGAGACCAAGGUCGCGGCCUGCAUAGCGGACGCCUGCAUGUCGCGCCUCGCCCCAGAAUGGGGCGUGGGGUGCUUCGGCGGCAGCGUCGGCUCCAUGGGCGCCCUGGCUGAGCAGAUCGGGAAGAACUUGACUCCGGACUGUAGCGACCUGUUCCCGCGCUUGGCCGCGCGCCUCGUGCGCGAGGGCAAGGUGAAGGGCAACGCCGCCAGGGAGAUCACCCCCGUCGCUAAGUGCGCCGAGGCGAAGCUCACCCUGGCCCCGCACGAGGCGGGCGCCGACCUCUGGGACAAGAAGUUCCUCCUCUGCCUCCUGGGCGAAGCGGGCCAGACGACCGAGCCCAUGGCUAUCGUGUCCCUGAUCCAC
This is a messenger RNA of Prorocentrum cordatum, 1959 nucleotides long. The record is from the annotation of a GenBank genome assembly. NCBI's taxonomy places the organism in Eukaryota, Dinophyceae, Prorocentrales, Prorocentraceae.